UAGUCAAGUCGUCAAAUCGAGUCGAGUGUGUUGUGAGGUACUGUGGUCCCAGUUGUUGCUCACGGAUUUUUUGGAUAACCGCUCCACGCCUGUGCAUGUACGUGCGAGAUUGAUUUAGGUCCACGCCAAGGGCAGAGGACGAUUCAUGAACGCGGCGACGAUAACGCCGGAUUCGCCGCUGCAAUCUCGAUACAACGACAUUUCCGGAAGGCGAAUCAACGUCCGCUCGCGGAAUUUUUGGCACUGACGGCACGCCAUUCAAAAGAACCUAUCUUCUGUAAUAAUCUAUAUUUAAACAUGUCAGAAGAACAUCAGUUGCCUUCUGAUUCAGAUGAAGAUGAUGAAGAUUAUGUUCCUGAUGGCGCUGACAGUGAUCCAGUGUCUGAAGUAGAAUCUGAAGGUGAUAUUGAGAGUGGUCCAGAGGAUGAAAAUGAUGAAAACAAAAGAGAAAGAGGAAAGAAAGGUGCAAAGAGGUCUAAGAAUCGGAAGAGCAAAAAGGCAAAGCGCAGAAGAACUUUAGAAAAAUCUAAAGUAUCAGAAGAAGAAAGUAAAGAGGAAGAAGAAUGUAAAGAGAAAAAAGAGCUCACUGAAGAAGAAGAAAAAAAGAGAGCAGAUUCUCUUUGGGCUGACUUUAUGAAGGAUACAGCUGUUGUAUCGAAGUCCAAGCCACAGAAUUCAAUCAGCAGAUCGAAUGACAAAUCAGCACCGACCCAGAAGCCGAAAGUCCAAGAAAAAGUCAAGAUAACUAAAGUUUUUGAAUUUGCGGGUGAAGAAGUAAAGGUCGAGAAGGAAGUAUCCGUUGAUUCAGCGGAGGCCCGAUUAUCUCUUUCAACGGCCGAAAAUUCCGCCACGAAGCCACCUGAAUCCGCAUCUCCCGCGAUCAAAGAACGCGGACGAGGCGGUAUCAGGCGCGUCGGAUUAGGCGGCAUCUCUUCGGUUCUAGGACAAAUUGGAAAAAAGGCUAAAAUUAGUACAUUAGAAAAGUCUAAAUUAGAUUGGGACAACUUUAAGAAACAAGAAAACAUUGAGGAAGAACUUAAUACUCAUAACAAAGGCAAGGAUGGAUAUUUAGAACGGCAAGAUUUUCUGCAAAGAGCAGAUCUACGGCAAUUUGAAAUCGAAAAACAAUUACGAAAUACUAGUAGACGUAGUACGCGGUAAAUUUGCAUUUCCUCGUUUAUAUGUCUCUUCGAGAUGGGACAUGGAGAUAACAAUAUCAUGGUAGAAGAUAUUUACUCGCCAAUUUGCCAAACUCGAACGCUUGUUGCACACGUUUAGCCUAAUUCAUUCGAGUUUUGCGCUACAUUUUGAGUAAUGUGAAUAAAAGGAGCCUCGUUUGACUCGAUAACGUGCUAACUACGAUAGCGAUCGGUGAUUUUUUUGAGGAACCGAUUAUUCCAGUGUUUUGAGACUCAUUUCUCAUGCGUACGUAAUAUACAUAAUAGCUUAAUUUACUCUCAGCGAGCCUUUGUCUCGGCCUGAUAAUUGCACAGAACUUCGCAUCGAAGCAGAUUGUUUGAAGCUUUUGACGCUUCUUGAAAAAAUUGUGCCCAUGUAGAAUAUAUCCAUAAAAUAUUUUUUUAUUUCAUUUCACUAGAACGCGAUACGUUUGCGUGUGUAGUAUCAAUAUACGCGACAUUCUAAUAAUAACGAUUAGUCGAACGUUACGAGUGAGAAUGAAGGAAUAUGUGUUUUAGGUAAUAUAACAAAAUGAUAACAUAAUGACAUUAAUUGACCUCAUUCAUGACCACUGCCUUUGGCAAUUGUAUGUGGAAUAUUUAUAAAUGGACCUCUCAUAAUAGAUAGUAUAUAGAUUAUGUUGAAAUAGUUGUGGCGAAUUUUGUAUAUCAUCUUUGUCUCAAAUUGUUAUAUAAGAAGAUAGUUCAACA
Trachymyrmex septentrionalis is the source of this 1889-nucleotide messenger RNA. RefSeq names its product craniofacial development protein 1 (gene Yeti). The record is from RefSeq and is a predicted model, not a curated record. Lineage: Eukaryota; Metazoa; Arthropoda; Insecta; Hymenoptera; Formicidae. The coding region runs from base 298 to 1161 and encodes 287 amino acids. The transcript is spliced from 3 exons.